Punica granatum (pomegranate) is the source of this 1175-nucleotide messenger RNA. NCBI's taxonomy places the organism in Eukaryota, Viridiplantae, Streptophyta, Magnoliopsida, Myrtales, Lythraceae. The record is from RefSeq and is a predicted model, not a curated record.
GAGAAUGGGAGGAUUGGAUAUGAAACAGAGUCACAGACAUGGAAGCUCUGAGCUGCCAAUGUCGCUUCACAACGUCGUACCGAAACAGAGCCACUGCUCGAAGGUUCAGACAGAGGCACUCCAUCUCUUGCUCUGCGCAGCCCUCUCAACCCAACAUCAAAGUUGUCAUCAAUGGAGCAGCCAAGGAAAUUGGGCGGGCGGCGGUGGUCGCAGUGACCAAAGCCAGGGGAAUGGAGGUUGCUGGUGCAGUCGAUUCUCAUCUUGUCGGAGAAGAUGUUGGAAAGGUGGCUGAUAUGGAGCCUCUAGAGGUACCCAUUAUCAAUGAUCUCACCAUGGUUUUGGGCUCCAUCUCUCAGUCGAAAGAAGCUGGAGUUGUGGUCGAUUUCACCGACCCUUCCACUGUUUAUGACAAUGUGAAACAGGCAACAGCAUUCGGCAUGAGAAGUGUAGUCUAUGUGCCUCGAAUAAAGCUGGACACAGUGACAGCAUUAUCGGCUUUCUGUGAAAAGGCCAGCAUGGGAUGUCUGGUUGCGCCAACUCUCUCGAUAGGAUCCAUACUGCUCCAGCAAGCUGCAAUCUCAGCUUCAUUUCACUACAACAACGUGGAAAUCGUUGAAUCCAGGGCCAAUUCAAGAGAUCUACCAUCAGCAGAUGCUGUCCAGAUAGCCAAUAAUCUCUCAAAUCUCGGCCAGCUCUACAACAGGGAAGACUUGUCGACCGAUGUGAAGGCGAGAGGGCAAGUUUUGGGAGAAGACGGAGUUCGAGUGCAUAGCUUGGUGCUUCCGGGCCUUCCUUCCAGUACAGCAGUUCACUUCUCCGGACCAGGAGAGAUAUACACCAUUAAGCAUGAUAUCACGGAUGUUCAGUGCCUCAUGCCCGGCUUAAUCCUGGCAAUUAGGAAAGUCAUCCGUCUUAAGAACUUGAUUUAUGGCUUGGAGAAGUUUUUGUAGAAACAGCAAGCGGUUUAAUUGAGGGAACUUGCAAUCUGUGUAUCACAAGAGAACUGGACAGGGUGGGGAAGAGACACAGAUAAUUUGCAAUGACACAUAUGAAAAGCUAUCAUUCAUUUUCUCAUAUGUUCAUCGAAAAAACAAGAGACAAUGUUAUAUGUUAUGAGAAGGCAAAGGCAUUUGCCAUUUAAAAAAUCGGCAUCGAUGCUCAUUAACAGCCGGAUC